GAGGACAAAAUCUGUGAACCGGUAAAGAACUGGUAAAUUGGUGGGAAGGAGGGAGUAUAUUAACGCCGAUGUUGGCUAAUGAUGAACACAGUCAAUCAUGGCACGUUACCAAGUGAGCUUCGGUCUUUUGGCCCUUCUCGUUCUCACCGCGAGCGCCGAUUAUCGUGGCGUUCGUCAUGUCGGCGGCAGCUCGAGCUCUUCUUCGUCGUCGAGCAGUUCGGGUGGACACGAUGGUAAAACCCAUACCAAGACAAAUACCCACGUUGAAGGGGCGGGCACCGCCGAUGCCGGUGCAUCUGCGAAGAAUGAUGGUAUCGUCUUCGAUACGGGUUUCGGUAAUGGUGGGUUUGGCCAGGGUGGUUACGGUGGAGUAGGUGGAGGAUAUGGUGGAGGACAUGGUGGAGUAGGUGGAGGACAUGGUGGAGUAGGUGGAGGAUACGGUGGACUAGGUGGUGGACAUGGCGGAGCAGGUGGUGGAUACGGUGGAGUAGGCGGUGGACAUGGUGGAGCAGGCGGAGGAUAUGGUGGAGGAUAUGGUGGAGGAAAUGGUGGUGUAGGGGGCGGACAUGGCGGAGCAGGUGGAGGAUAUGGUGGAGUAGGCGGAGGACAUGGUGGAGUAGGUGGAGGACACGGUGGAGUAGGUGGAGGACACGGUGGAGUAAGUGGAGGACAUGGUGGAUUGGGUGGAGGAUAUGGUGGAGUAGGUGGUGGCGUCGUUGAUCCUGGAUUUGCCCCCGGCUAUGGAAUACUUGGUAACGGUGGUGGAUCUGGAGCUGGAAGUUCAGCUGGAGCUGGAGCGUCUGCUAGUGCCAAUGCCAAGGCUGGAGCCAGCGCCGGUGGAGCAGGUCUAGGUGGUGGUCAAACUGGUGGAUUCGGACAGCAGGGUGGCUACCAGACUGGCGGAUUGGGUCAGGGUGGUUAUCAGACUGGAGGAAUCGGUCAGGGCGGAUAUCAGACUGGAGGACUCGGUCAGGGCGGAUAUCAGACUGGAGGACUCGGUCAGGGUGGUUAUCAGACUGGAGGACUGGGACAGGGCGGUUAUCAAAAUGGAGGACUGGGACAGGGCGGUUAUCAAACAGGAGGAUAUGGUAAGGGCGGUUACCAAGGCGGUGGAUACGGUCAACAGGGUGGCUACCAGACGGGUGGACACGGACAGGGUGGCUAUCAAACCGGCGGAUAUGGCCAACAAGGUGGUGGUGGAUAUGGACAUGGAGGUGCCGGUGCUGCCAAUGCCAACGCCAAUGCCAACGCUAAUGCCCUUGGUGGAGGCCAUGGCGGUGCCAAUGCCAACGCGAACGCUAAUGCCAAUGCAGCAGCCGGUGGUUUCGGUGGUGGCUUAGGUGGUGCCACUGCCAAUGCCAAUGCCAAUGCCAAUGCUAACUCCAAUGGCUUCGGUGGUGGCGGAUUUGAUAUCUUUAGCCGUUUCAAUGACGAAGACGGGAAGAAUGGUACCGUCGCUGCAGGCACCAAGCCCGCGUCUGCCACUGCAAGUAUUUCCAAGGACGGAGAAGUCGACGGUGCCAAAGGCGUCUACAGCAGUAGCUCAUCCGCCGUGGAUUCCAGCGGCAAGGGAACGUACCACGUAGAGGCCGGCAAGAUCAACUAGAGCGAUCCUCGAUCUCCAAAAUUAUCCAUUAAUUUUGAAACCCAACGAGAGAAAAUCAAAUUUCCAUCGGCCAAUACUCACAAGAACUGCACGAGAGCAACAGCUAGUCGCAGCGUAGCUUUACAUUAUCAUAGUGAUGAGAUAAUUAAAGAUCAGAACAAUGAAAUCUUUGUAUUGUGCCGCAAUUGUUGUACCAUUGAUCAUUUAUUUUUUCAUUCUUUCGCAUCUGAGAAAAUUCAUGCUCAGGUGUCUUUUUUUUUCGCUUAAGAACUGUAUAUUCAUUAACGUGUCACAUGUGAUAAGUUCAUUGCAAGAUUAAUAAAUAUAUUUGUUUAUCACUA
This is a messenger RNA of Diachasmimorpha longicaudata, 1947 nucleotides long. RefSeq lists its product as uncharacterized. The transcript has 5 exons. The record is from RefSeq and is a predicted model, not a curated record. NCBI's taxonomy places the organism in Eukaryota, Metazoa, Arthropoda, Insecta, Hymenoptera, Braconidae. The coding region runs from base 98 to 1606 and encodes 502 amino acids.